GACGAACAUGAUUUUGCAGAGAUGGGGAGUGGAGAAGGCCAAGGAACUGAUUGCCCGAGCAAUUGCCGAGAAUCUCAAUGUGAAGCAACUCGUAGGUACUGGUACUGCUUCUUGUCCCGGCGGCAGAACCACAUUCUCCAUAGCGGACCUAGGCUGCUCAGUGGGGCUUAACACCUUCAUCGCGGUUGAAAACAUAGUCGACUCCAUCAAGCUGAAGCUGAACCCCGCCAGCCUCAGCUUAGAAUGUAUUGAAUUCCAAGUCUUCUUCAAUGACCUCGUCUCCAACGACUUCAACCUCCUCUUCAAGUCCCUCCCUAGCGAGAGGGGCUACUUUGCAGCCGGUGUGCCUGGCGGCUUUCACGGGAGGCUGUUCCCAAGCAGGUCCCUCCACUUUGUGCACUCGUCUUACGCCCUCCACUGGCUCUCUGAGGUCCCGAAGGAGGUGGUGGACCCUGGAUCACCAUUCUAUAACAAGGGGAGGAUCGGCUAUGCUACGGCCCCAGUGGAGGUAUACGAAGCGUUUGUCGCGAAGUUCUCCGAGGAUAUGGAGAGGUUUCUGAAUGCCAGGGGAGAGGAGGUAGUUGGGGGAGGGUUGUUGGCCUUUAUCAUCCCCUGUCUUUCAGAUGGACUUCCUCCUUCUCAGUGCUCCCUCCCUGCCAUUGGAGACGUCUUGGGGUCAGCCCUCAUGGACAUGGUCCAUCAGGGCAUGAUCACCGAAGACAAGGUGGACUCAUUCAACCUCCCGAGGUACCACACAAGCCCGAAGGAGUUAACCGCGAUAAUUGAGAGGAGUGGCAAUUUCAGCAUCGAGAUGAUGGAGGUACUCGACCGCCCGCCGAUGCCUGAGGUCAUCGACAAGUCUAUCUGUUUCCGUAUGAUGGUCCGGCACUUCCGGGCUACAUUGGAGGGACUGAUCAGGGAGCAGUUUGGGGACGGUUUGGUCGAUCAGGUGUUUGAGCGGUUCAGCAAGAAACUUGAGGAGUCUUCCAUCUUCACGGACCCAAAGUACAAGCCCGGUGUCGAGAUGUUUGUGCUUCUCAAGCGCAAGAUCGCUUGAAUGUCAAAUAAACUGCAAUACAUGUCUAAAAACAUUAUUCAAGAUAUCGCAAGACGAAAAUUAAAGUUAUAGGUUCGUUGUUUCACGUAGAUUGUACGGUAUGAUCAUACUGGUUCAAUGGAGGAGCUGGCAAUCUAUUCGUGCCAGGGAAUCAGAACUCCUAUUAUGCACCAAUUGAUGAAGAUGGUCGAGCCAGUCCAAAAUAGACAGUUGAGGUUUGAUGCAGUACUAUCGAGUCGAAUGGUUUAGAUCCAAUGACUUUGAUGUGCAAAGUCGAUAUCUAACUAGCUCUCCAACACGGUAGGCCACUUUAUUAGCUCCUCUACCAUAUUGAUCGAUUCAUUCUCCAAGAGUUGGGCAACUGACUCGAC
This is a messenger RNA of Punica granatum (pomegranate), 1428 nucleotides long. NCBI's taxonomy places the organism in Eukaryota, Viridiplantae, Streptophyta, Magnoliopsida, Myrtales, Lythraceae. The record is from RefSeq and is a predicted model, not a curated record.